Messenger RNA from Rhododendron vialii, 1349 nucleotides. RefSeq names its product protein POLYCHOME. The transcript has 3 exons. Lineage: Eukaryota; Viridiplantae; Streptophyta; Magnoliopsida; Ericales; Ericaceae. Gene Ontology annotation, biological process: negative regulation of ubiquitin protein ligase activity; regulation of nuclear division. Bases 127 to 927 code for a protein of 266 amino acids. The record is from RefSeq and is a predicted model, not a curated record. Gene Ontology annotation, cellular component: nucleus.
UUCGCCUCUCUCUCUCUCUCUCUUCUUCACCUCCCAUUUUUAGGGCCCUCCCAUUUUCAUCUUCUUCAUCGUCCGACGAAGCUGACAAAACCCCCUAAGCUCCCCCCACAUUUUCAAGUUGAUACAAUGCCUGAGUCAAGAGACAGGUUAUCGAGGCCGGAUGACGUUAGGGCGGCGUUCGCCCGUCGAAGGCAAUCGAUUGGCGGCAUAUCUAUCCUACUUGAUGAGGAACAAGAAGUGGGUGCGACAGGAACGACUCCGUUCCGGUGGGGAGCGACGGCGAUGACGGGCACGCGCGGACCGACGGGAGCGGCUGCUACGAGGGGCGGCAGCGGCGGUGUCGGGAGGGGUAUUUUGGGAACGCCAAGAAGCAAUAACAGAAAUAGGCUCGGCCGGAAUCUGCACAGGUCGCCGGUGGUUGGUCGGGAAAAUAUGGGGUCGAGGAGUUUCCGGCGAGGCCGAGGGCGUUCCACGAAUAGUGUGUUACCUUCUUGGUACCCUAGAACGCCUCUUCGUGACAUUACUGCUGUCGUGCGGGCCAUUGAAAGAAGAAGAGCUAGCUUGAGGGAAAGCGAAGGCCCACAAAUUGAUAGUCCAAUACCCCAGGACCAGAAUGUUCUUGUUCCUUCUGAACCUGCAUCAGGUGCUCAACUUGAGCACGAUCUUUCUAUGAUCACUCCAAAUCCUACAGUUGGAAUAAAGAAGGCUUAUCCGCCAUCUGUUGGAAAAGUGCCAAAGAUAUUGCUCAAUAUCACCAACCAGAAAGCUGGAGAACCAGAUUGCCUCACGCCCCAGAAGAAGCUUCUGAAUUCAAUCGACACGGUUGAGAAAGAGGUGAUGGAAGAAUUGCGGAAGCUGAAAGGCACUCCCAGUGCUAAGAAAGCGGAAAGGCAGAAUAGAGUACGUACUCUGAUGUCAAUGCGUUGAUUGAACAAUCUCUUGUGCUGGUCCUUUGUUCGCUCGAACAAUGGAAGACUGAGGAUUUUAGGAGAAAAGGAGGAGACACCUGACCUGUGUGGUAAGAUUGAUCAUCUUCUGAUGAUUUUUCGGGCUAUCUAAUUUGAACUAGUAUAUAACUCUAUAUACUCUAUAUAACCGCUAGCUGAAGGUCUUAGUUAGGAUCAGUAGGCAAUUUUGCUUGUAAUAUCUUCUACUGAAGAUUGUGUAGGGUAGAAGCAUGUCGGUUUCUUCGUGUGUACGACUAGUAGGCAUUGGUUUGGGCUGAUGUAGAUAAAAUGCCGUGUCUGUUUCAUCACUUCUGCUUCUUCUUUGGGCAAUGUAAGAUUACUACUACUGAAUAGUACUAAUAAGUACCCAUUUAAAUGAAAGCAUUCUAUAUUACCGUAUUA